CGCACACUUCAAGAAGAGUGAGAAAUAGGGAUUUCCUAGACAUACAGUACAAUCAAUAUGCCAACAGAUCACUUUUCUCCAUGUAAAACUAUACUAUAUUAAUACAUCAAACUACCUAAACUAUUCGCAUUAAACAAAAACCACAUUCCAUGGAGCCCCAAAACCACCAAAUCCCUCCAAGCCAAAACCCUCCUCCUCCGCCCAGUUUCUCAGCCAAAGUUGCAGAACAAGUAAAAUCCAACCUGAUUUUCAAGUCCAAAUGGGCAGAGCUAAAUGGCGCAAUGGGUGACUUGGGCACAUACAUUCCAAUUGUUGUGGCCUUGACUCUCUCGAGGGACUUGAACUUAGGCACGACCUUGAUCUUCACCGGCGUCUACAACAUUAUCACCGGUGCAAUUUACGGUGUCCCUAUGCCAGUCCAGCCCAUGAAGGCCAUUGCCGCCACCGCUCUAGCCAACCCGGAUUUCGGCGUGCCGGAAAUCAUGGCUUCUGGGAUUUUGACAGGUGGAACCAUGGUUGUUUUGGGUGUCACAGGUUUGAUGCAGUUGGUGUACAAGCUGAUCCCUCUCUGCGUUGUGAGGGGGAUUCAAUUGGCACAGGGCUUGUCAUUUGCGUUAACCGCGGUCAAAUACAUAGAAAAAGUCCAAAAUCUCCCCAAAUCUAAGGCUCUGGGAGAGAGGCACUGGUUAGGGUUAGAUGGGUUGGUUUUGGCUAUUGUUUGUCUAGGGUUUAUAGUGCUUGUUAAUGGUGCAGGUGAGGAAGGGCAGGAUGGUCAUACCGAUCAUAUGGGUCCCCGUGGGGAUGAGGAAGAGAGACCCAGCAGAAAGGCAAGGUGGAGGAAAAAAAUAACUUCACUACCUUCAGCUUUUCUGAUUUUUUUGCUGGGUGUGAUUCUGGCUUUUGUGAGGAAGCCAAAGGUUGUGCAUGAAAUUACGUUUGGACCCUCUUCCAUGGAGGUGGUGAAGAUUUCUAGGCAUGCAUGGAAAGAAGGGUUUGUAAAAGGUGCAAUCCCACAACUGCCCUUGUCAAUACUGAACUCAGUGAUUGCUGUGUGCAAAUUAUCAUCUGAUCUUUUCCCAGAGAGGGACUUUUCAGCCACUUCACUUUCAGUGACGGUAGGGUUGAUGAACGUGGUGGGUCCUUGGUUUGGCGCCAUGCCAAGCUGCCAUGGAGCCGGUGGGUUGGCUGGGCAGUACAAGUUUGGGGGGAGGAGUGGUGCGUGUGUGGCUCUGCUGGGUGCGGCUAAAUUGGUGCUGGGUUUGGUCUUGGGGACCUCUUUAGUGAUGAUUCUGAACCAGUUCCCUGUUGGGGUUUUGGGGGUGCUGCUUUUGUUUGCUGGGAUUGAACUAGCCAUGUGUGCUAGGGAUAUGAACACAAAGGAGGAGAGUUUUGUGAUGCUUAUUUGCACUGCAGUUUCACUGGUGGGUUCCAGUGCAGCACUAGGGUUUGCGGUUGGGAUGGUUGUGUAUUUGCUUCUUUGGCUGAGAAAAUUGGGCACCGACAAACCUGAUUCUGUGAUGUCUAUGGAUGCAUGAUCCAUAGAAAGUUGUUUAGGGACUUUAGACUUGUAUUUAUUAGGUGUAGCAAUUGUUCUUCAAGAUGCACGGUUGGGAAGAUGGUGCAGGGUUUAGAAAUUGCGUUUGUAGCGAGUGAGGCAGAUUCUGCAUGACGAGAGCAACUUUCAUACUGUGGGAAACAGUAACAUUGACUUCCCGUAUUAACGAUACAAUGUCAUAUUUAAGCCUUUUUUCGUAUGUCACUAUAUCAUUAGCACAAAAUGCCACUGCGGCGUUGUACA
Molecule: messenger RNA, 1798 nt
Organism: Pyrus x bretschneideri (Chinese white pear)
Lineage: Eukaryota; Viridiplantae; Streptophyta; Magnoliopsida; Rosales; Rosaceae
Product: molybdate transporter 1
Exons: 1
Coding region: 150-1535 (461 amino acids)
Biological process (GO): molybdate ion transport
Molecular function (GO): molybdate ion transmembrane transporter activity
Source: RefSeq, a predicted model, not a curated record